AUGAAACUUCUAACACUAUUUCUUUUCCCAAUUCUGAUUUUCGGAUAUCACGUAAUCAACAAUGAAUACAAAACUGCAGCCAAACAAUCGGUUGCUGGAUCAUCAGUUGGAGUUAUUUCACGAAAACCUAGAAGUAAGAAAACAAUUCAAUACUUCGUUUUAAAAAAAGGAUUGUUAAGGCCCACCUUGUAGAGAAUGGCAUCGACCUUCCUGUGGGCAAUUUACUAGAUGCUCAAAUGGAAGAGAGUAUGUUAUGGAUUGCCCGAGCGGCCUUCAUUUUGAUACAAGACUCAAAAUUUGCGAUUAUCCAGAGAAUGCAAAGUGUUGA
Caenorhabditis angaria is the source of this 328-nucleotide messenger RNA. Lineage: Eukaryota; Metazoa; Nematoda; Chromadorea; Rhabditida; Rhabditidae. The record is from the annotation of a GenBank genome assembly.